Molecule: messenger RNA, 9551 nt
Organism: Crotalus tigris (Tiger rattlesnake)
Lineage: Eukaryota; Metazoa; Chordata; Lepidosauria; Squamata; Viperidae
Product: KIAA1549 like
Exons: 21
Coding region: 404-7432 (2342 amino acids)
Source: RefSeq, a predicted model, not a curated record
CAGAAGAGGUCCCCCUCGGCUUGGGAGCGCCGCCAUCUCUUGCGACUCCGGAGCAAAGGAGGGGCGGAGGGUUGCUACGUGAGUCUUUUGUCGAUGAAGCGCCGUUUUAGCGCCACUAUCACAACUCCCGUCCGCUCGGCAUUUGUUACCAGCCUGAGGCGUCCCUCCCGCGCCCAGAGUUAGGCGGGAAGGGCUUGGCAACGGUCGACUGCACCGGGAGGCUCUGGCAGCAGCCUCUCUACACCUGCUGCUGCUGUAAGGCAGCGACCCCUCGCCGCUUGCUCCUGCCUUGCCCUGUCUGGCCUGGCGGAGGCGCGCGGCUAUGGGAACCCGCGCGCCGUGACAGGAGAACGGGCAGGCGCCGGACCCUCGACGGGAAUGUGCAAGCCGAGCCGGCCCACCAAUGGCUCUCGGGGACGAUGCGGUGGCGCUGGCAGUAGGCGCUGCCCCGAAGUGUGAGCCUCCUGAAUGCCUGCAGGGAGUCCUUGCAGCAGGCAUCUCGAGGGCUUGGGCGGCCAGCGCUGGCUGUAGUCUCCUGAUGCUCUCGCCGCUGCCGCCACCCCCGCCAUGCCCUGAGCGGAGAAGCACCGAGCCCUCCCCGGCCGCCAGAGGAUCCCUCUUUAAGGCUGUCAUGCUCCUUGGCGUGCUUUUAGUCCUUUGCCAGCGGGUCCAGGCGGAGCGAGGUGCUGAGGAACAACGGAUACAUGUUGCUCCCUCUUCAGAACCUUUUACCAACUGGAGAGCUGUAUUGUCACCAACAUGGCCUUCUAAAGAACUUGAGUCUUCCUCAGUGGGUGACAUUUCAAUGAGGCAAGCCUUGGAGAAUGCUAAUUUGCUUCAGAUAAUAAAAAGUACAUUAGCAGGGACUCGGACCAGAACUAUGGACCAAACUAGGUUUUUACCAACUCUCUAUCAAGGCAGUGGCAACAGUGCAUCGCAGGAACCUUCAACUGAAUCACCAACGAAGUCUCAGGAAGCUGAUGAAAUGACUAUUGUAUCAGGUUUGCCUCAAAUUAGUGUGCUCCCCACAUUGUCUACAUCAUCAUCAGUGACACAUCCAGCUUCUAUUUUGUCAUCUCAGAUAAUUCCAUGUACAACAUCUUCCAUUUCAAGUGAAAUCACAUCAAGACCUGACAUACUUCCAAACUUUCCAUUAUCAUCCCCUUUGUCUUUGAUAAAGGAUACACCUCAUGUCAUUGUUGUUUCCAAGUCAUCUGUGUCAUCUACCAAAAUGCCCUCGUCCAUAAAUGUAAAACAUUUACUCAGCACGAACACAGCUAAACCUAACUUGAAUAAAAAAUCAGAUAAUUCACUAAGCACAACAAAGUAUGUGUUACCUAGAAUGGUUGGCAAUGAAUCUUUGGUUGCUAUCUCCUCUAGUUACAAUUUUGAAUUAAUUAAUAAGCAUCUCAUAGAAACAGCCAAUAUAUAUAUAUAUCCAAGGGAUAGGAAAUGGCAUUCAUUUGCUUUCCGUGUAUUAAUACCCGGUCAGGAUUUUGAUGUACUACCUAAUCAGAGAUCUGCACUGAGUUUUAGAAACAAUAAAGCAUCUUCUACCCCACCACUCACAAGUAAACCAAUGGACAUCACAACAUCUCUGAAAAAAAGAAGCAUGUUUGUAACCACAUCAUACCCAGUUCUUAAAAGCAGGAAAACAAUCCCAUGGAUUUCUGCAUCAGUUACUCAUACCUCAGGUGCUCUGUCUUCAUUAUUGGAAACCAUUACUGCUGUGUCCUCUAUGAUAAUGUCAAAAUCUACAGAAGAGAGAGCGUUAACAUCUACUGAAAGUCAAAGACUUUCUCAUUUAACUAAUAUAUCUUCCUCAACAGUGCCAACUUUAGUUAUUUCAGAAGCAAUAAAAAAAGAUAAUGCAAUAGAGCAAAUAACAUGGGCAACUGUUCCUGCCUCCUAUUCAACACAUGAGGUUUCUUCCUUAAUUAUGACGACAAAUUGGCCAUCUUACAUAGCCUCUCAUUCUACUGUUUCAACAUCAAAUCCUAACAUUGUUUUAGAGACUAACUUAACAAAUUCUCAUGUCACAAAAUCAACCUGGGUUUUUAAAAAAGAUACUCCUGAUAGAAAUUAUGAAGCUACUACAUGGUCUCCUAAUUUUUCUGUGAAGAAAUUAUUGCAACAGCAGUCUUUCACAAAGGAUUCUACAGUGUUCCCAGUUCUUGGUAUAAAUAAUAUCCCUCCCUACUGGUUUUUGGAGAUACCGUCCAUACGAUUUGCUGUAACAAUUUCUGCCAGCAAACAAACACCUUCACAAAAAAUGCUUCAGAAUAUUUUUUCACAAGAAAGAACAACCUUUACCACUUUUCCAGUUUCUUUGCCGACUUCGUUUAGACACCUUUUGAAAUCUCACUCUAUUGCCACAUCUAUGCCUCCACUUAAUGAUUCUAUGAAGCGAAAGCCAAUAGAAUCUAAAAAACAAAACCCAAAUCUUAGUUUAACAAAACAAGAGAAAAAUUCAAUAGUAUUCACAACUUUAGGCUCACAUUCAAAACAUUUAUCACAACCUUUUUUAAAUAAUUCUGCUGAUGAACAUUCACCUAUGGCUGACACAGCUUACAAAACUGCUAUGAUAACUUCAGACAGAUAUGAUUUGGUCUCAGUUACUUCAUCAGACGAACAUUUGAGAACCCCAGCAACAGUUUCCAUGGGCCUUACUAAUGCCACUUCAGAAAGCAACUUAGAUACGUUAAAUAAAGCUUUAGUUCCUCACUGGGACAGUAGAGAUUGGCAGUCCACUACUGAUGCAAAGAAGGCAGCCCAGAUAUUUCUAACUACAAAAGAUAUUGCAAGCCACACAACUUUAGAAAGAGCGUAUUCAAAGAUUCCUGUCUUAAAACAAUCAACAAGUUAUGUAAAGAACAAACCUUCAGUAGCAUCCAUUAAUAUAACUGCAACAUCUGCUCGACAAGUUUCAAUUUUACCUUUCACUAAAAUGAAGUCUAAGGGUUUCUCAGAAUUUAACAUAUCGUUAUCUUCCAUAGAAACAUCAUAUUCACCCUUUUUUCAAAACCAAAGUACCUUGUCACAGAUCACAGAAAUGCCAUUAUUACAAUCAGAACGAAACAUAUAUACAUCUCAAAGUUUUCUGGAAAAUUUCACAGUUGGGAAUACUAAUUUCACUUCAGAUUAUCAAAAGCAGCCGUAUUCUAUAUCUAAAGAUUUCACAGCUACUAACACUCAAACAUCUAAUCUGGAUACAUUUUCUACAACUUUGUCAACACAUUUUCAUUCACGGCUGUUUGUUUCUACUGACAAAUUGCACCAGACACCCAAACCUCAGACAACUAACUCUGAAAAGCUGUUUGCCUCCACAAACAUGUUUUAUACUUCACUUCCAUUUUCAUUGGCUUCUCAGUUCAUUGCUAAAUUAACUGUUCUAGUAAAUAAUAAAAAUAGUACAAUUAGUAAUAAAAAAGCUCCUCCUAAAUCAGUUGUAAGUUCAGUGCCAACGUUAAAUGUCACUGAAGAAUAUUUAAUCGUAAGAAAAACAACAGACUUUGCAAACAACUUUAACUCAGAAACACAUAAUCAAUUGAGCAAACCGUCUACAGCAUUAACUACUAGAAUGUUGCACACGAAUAAUAAAAAUAAUACCCAAGGUACAGUUAAAAUACCUAAUGAGAUCACUACAAUCACUCCAUUGCAAACACAUACCACUUUUGCAGCUAUCAUAACUUCUAUCCAUGCAUCACAAACGCAGCUAACUUCUUUGUUGCCAACAACCAACUUUACUCAUUCUGUCAUUACAGUGUUACCGUCUGUGUCUCCUGGUGUAUUAUCAUCUCUAACAACUUCAGAAGCAACACCAGUUACAGGAAAAUCAGCUCCAACAUCACCAAUGCUGACUUCAUCCUUGUUCUCACUGAGCACUGACAAUUCACCAUCUGUGAUGGCAUUAAGCACGUUAAAAUCAACAUUAGCAAAAAAUAACACUGUCACAAAAAUGGCACCAACUUUAAGCCCAAUAGUAGUACAUGCAAAUAUUCCAGUUGUAUCAAGGGAUGAUUCUGUAUUACCUGAAUAUAUCACUAGUUCAUCCCCAAUUCAGAAAUAUAAUAGAGUUUCAGUGCCCACAACACAUGCACCAAGACAAACUGAAACUUUAUUUGACACCAAGAAAUCCACAAGCCCAGACAUCACUAAAACAUCAACUGCAUACCCAUUAACAAUGACAGCAGCUUUGACAUCUAUUACAGCAUCAGCGAAGACAGCUAGACUUCUCCCUACAUCUGCUGAAAAUGCCGCUGUUGCUGCUACUGCAUCAGUGUCAACUGCAGCUUUUGUUAAUGUGACAACAGUUCUCCCUCUGGAAUGCCAGCUGUCCAGAAACCUGCUGGUUAAGACAGUAUUGUUUCUGAAUACAAGAAGACUGCUGCUGAGUGGCUCCUUAAAACAAAAUGUCACUAAAGGUCUCACCCUGGCAUUGCGUCAAGCUUUCAAUCAAAAUGUCAAUGCACAAAUAGAAAUUUUGGAACAAUCAAACAAUGUGACAAUUGGUUACUAUGUUACUCAGGACAGACUCGUUUUCAUACCUACUGUGGUUAUUGAAAUGCUAAUUGCUUAUGGUGUUACUAAUGCCACUUUAGAUAUUAGGAAGCACGUGCCAAAUCUUCAUUCUGUUGCUGUCUUAGCCUUGCCAUGGAACCCACUGCCAGCUUAUCAUUUCCAGUUGAAAACAGAAUUACAGUUUGUGGAUGAAUCAGACAACAUAAAGUCAUGCAGAUUUGUUCAGACAAUGGAACAAAGAUUGCAGAGGGCCUUUCAAGAUGCUGAGAGGAAAGUCUUGAAUACCACUAGCAAGUUAAAUGUUCAGAUCCUGAACACAUCAAAUGUAUCUCAGGCUGUCACUCUGUUUUAUGUAGUGAGGAAUGAAAGUACAGUUUUAAAUGGCACAGUUCCAAGCAACCUUCUUAAUCAGUUUUCAGCCGAACUGGUGGGAUUCUAUCUUACUUUCCCACCAUUAACUAUUGCUGAAGCACUGGAAUAUCCAAAUCUCGAUACUUCAGAAGCAACUAGAGAUUACUGGGUGAUUACAGUUAUACUGGGAGUUGACACUACAUUGCUGGGGGUGAAUAACCAAAGUUUUGCAAGACUCAUGGAGCAACGUUUAGCACCACUGUUCAUGAUGACUCAUCAACAAGAAAAACGAUUUAAACGAGCCACUACUAUUGACAGCUUUACUGUUCAGAUGGUAAAAAUGCAGCGAAUUCCAGGUCCCCGGGAGCCUGCUGAAUUGACUUACUAUAUUUUAUACAAUGGGAAACCUUUGUUGGGCACAAUAGCUGCUAAACGUUUGACUACAGUUGAUUCACAAAGGAUGGCCUUGACUUUAGGAUAUGUUGUUCAAGUACAAGCUGAUCCUGUAGUAAAAAACCCACCCAACAAUUUAUGGAUCAUUGCAGCAGUGUUGGCUCCCAUAGCAGUUGUUACAGUCAUCAUCCUUAUCAUCACAGCUGUUCUAUGCAGGAAGAACAAAAAUGACUUCAAGGCAGACACCAUGAUGAACUUGCCACAAAGAGCCAAGCCAGUUCAAGGCUUUGACUACGCCAAGCAACAUUUAGGCCAACAAGGGACUGAAGAUGAUGUUUUGCCUGUCACCCAAGAGACAGUAGUCUUGCCUCUUCCAGUGAGAGAUGCUCCUGCAUCCCAGGAAAGGGAAAUCGUUCAGGAUGGGAGCACAGCAAAAACUGCCAAGUCCAAUGACACAAGAAAGAGCCGGUCGCUGAGUGAAAAUUGUUCUGUCAUCAGCAACGAAUCAGGAAAGCCCAAUUCAGGCCGAGGCUCUCCACAGAAAGUAACAGCACAGCAGAAAGUGACAAAAGAGGAGGGAAGAAAAAGAAAUGUGCCUUUAAGUGAUGAAGAGGAUGGAAGCAUGCUGUUUGAUAAUGUGACCAAAUCUGCCAUUGAUCCCUUUGACACAUCUUCUGGAUCUGUACAAUUGAUUGCAAUAAAGCCUGUAGCUUUGCCUCUUGCACACCCAGGAACAGACAGGACCCAAGAUACAGCUAUCCUUAAUGGGGAGAUUAACAAAGCCUUGAAACAGAAGUCUGAUAUAGAACACUAUCGCAACAAAUUGCGACUGAAAGCCAAGCGGAAAGGCUAUUAUGAUUUCCCACAAAUUGACAAGGAUUUGGCAGAUAGAAAAAAGAUAUAUGAAAAAACACAAAAUGAAAUAGACCAUAUUCUGGAUCCUGAUACAGAUGGAUCCUCUCCAUUUGUAGAGCCCAAAAACAGGCAACAAACAAAGACUUCAGUUUACCGAAGCAGACAGUCUUUGAACAGUCCUAGUCCGGGAGAAACUGAAAUGGAUCUUCUAGUUACACGUGAAAGACAGAGACGUGGUAUCCGCAAUAGUGGAUAUGACACUGAGCCUGAAAUGAUAGAAGAAACAAAUAUUGACCGUGUCAAUGAAUCUCGAAAUUAUACCAGAGCCCAUCAAGCAAAAGGCCAUUCAGAGACUUCAACUCUGAGUUCUCAGCCCUCUAUUGAUGAAGUUAGGCAACAGAUGCACAUGUUACUAGAGGAAGCCUUUAGUUUGGCUUCAGCAGGUCAUGGAGGACAGAACAGGCAACAAGACACUUACAAUUCUGCACAGAAUUUGCCAUAUUCUGAAGUUGUGACCAGUGCUCCUGGUACCAUGUCUCGACCUAGAGGUGGAAUACAGUGGGUGCCAACAUAUAGACCAGAAGUGUAUCAGUACAGUUUACCACGACCUGCAUACAGGUUUUCUCCACUCCCGGAAAUGGUGAUGGGUUCUCCACCUCCUCCUGUGCCUCCCAGAACAGGACCUGUUGCUAUAACUUCUCUUAGGAGGUCAACUUCCGAUAUUGGCAGCAAGACAAGAGUAUCAGAGUCCAGUGGGACUGAACAGAUACAGCCACAUGAUCAUGUCCCUUUUGUCCCAGUAUCAAAAGCCCCAGUAACUGUGGCUCCAUUGGAUCAAUCAGCUUUGAAUUACUCAGGAAAUACAGUUCCAGCAGUGUUUGCCAUCCCAGCAGCAAACCGACCUGGGUACACAGAUUAUUUCAUCCCAGCAACACCUGCAGCAUACAGAAAUCAGGCUUGGAUGUCUUAUGCUGGAGACCAUGAUAUUCCAGGACAAUGGGCUGACUCGUGUGAAGAUUUCCUUGUAUACUUUUUAUAUCAUGUUCCGCUCCCUGGCUACAUAGAAGCAUAUUCAUGUCCACCCUAUCAGCACAACUGUCUUUCGAGGCUUCACCCUCAGUAUGGUGAAUCAGAAGAUGUGUACCCAAGCCUGGAACAAGCUCUACACCUUGCUACAGCUGGAUCUCGGCAAAGCAUAAUAGAAAAUGAUGCUUCGGUCAAUCUUUCUACAACUGCCUUGGUGAAGGCAAUAAGAGAAGAAGUAGCAAAGUUAGCCAAGAAGCAGACAGAAAUGUUUGAAUUUCAGGUCUGAUGGGUUUCUGCUCUGUAGGCUUUCAUCACUAGGAUGCUUCUAGCUUUUAAAUGAGACUUGUCAAAAGAAUGUCCUGUUUUUCCAAUUCUGAUAGAGUCAAUAUUGGACCUUUUAAAGUUAUAGCAACUAUAACAUCAGUUCCAUGCCUGCUACGACAAAUAUUCCCUGGCAUUCUCUGUGAAACAUUGAUAUAUUAUAAGCAAGUGUCCAUCACAUACAUCUUGUUUGAUGACAUUUCUACCACUGUAAACAUUUGUUAAACCAAAUGCCUGCUUAUUGCUCCAAUAUACAAAGUGCUGGGGAAGCACAAAUAUAGACCACUCUGUAGCAACAUGUGCAUGUAAAAAGUAAGUUUUAUCUUUUUGGGUCAAGAGGAAACUAAUACUGUAAUAAUUAAGGAAUAUGUAUUCUUUCAUUAGUGAUCAAGUAAGUUACAUUUUGGAACAUACCAUAAAGACUGAGUACAACAAAGCAAUAGAGCUCAGCUUUUGCUAGAAACUACAUUUGGACCACAAGAAUCUGAUAUGUAUGAACUUCACAGAGUGCUUUAUAAAUGUCCUCAAAGGCUUGAUCAUUGUUUAUAACCCCCAAAAAACAGGAAAAAAAGCUGGUAAGAAGUAUACCAGUAUAAUUAGUGUCUAAAGUGCUGGUGUAAUGUUACUUUUGAGUUACACAGAAGGUUUUCAAUAGUGUCUCUAUUGAUUAUGAAAAGGAAAAGAAACUUGACCAAAAAACAGGUGUUAAAAGCUCUUGGAAUCUUCCAGUGAAAACAAAUUCUCUAUGUGCCCUAUAUUCAAAAAGGAUUUCACUUUGAACAAAGUGAAAAUGGUGAAUUUGAGAACCUUGAGUCUGCCUCAGUUGGGGAUAAUGAAUGUACUUCUUUUUACAAAAAAAUUCUCUGCUUGAGACAAAGCUCUAUUCUUUUUUCUUGAGUAAACAAUGACAUGGCUAUGCAAAACAAGUAAACCUAUGGCCAGAGUUUUGGCCCUGUAGUCACUGGGCAGGAAUUGAGCAUGACUCAAGGGAAUGUAAACCUUUAUAGCCUGACAUCAAUAUUAAGGUGAGAAUAAGCAAACAAGUUGGCUGGUUGUAAAUACAUUGCUGAGGUAUUUCAACAAAUUGUUCUGUUGAAACUGUUGAUAUCGAAAAUGAUUUUGCCAAAUCUAGAAUUAUAUAUUUUGAAAGAUAAAUGUAAUUCACUGUUUUAUUUCAGUGGGAUGAAAAUAAUGUAUGGAAUGAAAGUUGAAUGCAAAUAUGCUGAUUCAUUUAGGAUAGCUGCAAAAAUGGCAGACUGUUACAGAAAACCAUUCAUUUAUAAUGCAAUCUUCAGAAGAAUUAAGAUUGUUUAUGGGUGAUGAACGGAUUUUUUUUGCUGGAAUAAAAAAUACCUUUUAGCCAAGUCAUUUCUUCAAUUUCCAUUUUGUAGUAUUUUGUGAUAAUUUCUUUUUUUUGUUAUUUUCUUAAUCUUUGCUAAAGUAGGUACUGUAAAUAUAAAGGUAAUGUAGUUGUACAUACGUUACAAAGUUAACUAUCACACUAUUCUUUUUGGGGGGUAGUGCAAAGCACAGAAAAAGAGUAAGCCUGAAAGUAUAAAAAAUAGUAAAUCAACAACAACACUGUAUUCUUGUUUUAACAUUUAUUUUUUAAGUAUCCAAUUGCUAUUGGAGUGAAUUUUUAUGUUUUUUCUAACAUCCAAUUGACUUCCAUAGAAUACUCCUAAGCAUAGCUGUUUUUGUUUGUUUGUUUGUUUUGCUGGGGACAGGGGCAAAGUUUUAUUCCUUGCAACAGAUCACUUAAUAUUCAUUCUACCAGCAUAUGCACAUCAUAAAAUGUCUCCAUUUCCCCCAUCUUUAACAAUCAACCAAGGUAGUCCUUGUUUAGCAACUGCCUGGGACAGUGAUUAUUUGCAGUUACUAUGGUGAUGAAAAAGUAACUGUGUGACUAAUGUCUGUAUUUAUGAUCUUUGCAAUAUUGCUUUCUCCGUCGUGUUCACCAUUACAGUAAAUAUGUGCCUGACCCAUUUUUCGCUUUCACCCCAGAGCAGAGAGAACUACAUAAGCUAACUUUUCCUAAGUAGUUUUUUUUUCUGCAGUGCAAUACUCCCUAAAAAGUGGCAAUU